UGCAUGUCGCGCGUUUCGUUUAGAUCGCGACAUCGCAGUUGGUUGUUUAUUCUAUGACAUCGCGAAUCGUGGCAACUUCCUCUGUGCGCCAACACUCCCUCUGUCUCGGCGUUACGCUGUCUUUUACUUUACAAAGCACAGCACUGUCUUGCUCGCACAAGGUGCGAUUUUAAUUCAAACAUGGAGCUCACAGUACCCGCCUUUAUGAAAAGGUGUAUUGACUCCUACGAAGCGCUUAGAGACAGAUUUUCAAAGAGCACUGGCAAAGCCCGACAGCUAGUAUGAAGAGUUAAAGUCAGAAGGAAAGGUCCCAAGUGAAGUGGGAAUUACCUUCUGGGAUGCCGUCGUUAUGUCAGCUGCUGAUGAAGAACAAGCUGCUGCAUUCCAUGAACAAAUCACUCAAAGGAAAGAGAAGAAUCUCGUACCUCUUGUGCCGUAUCAUGUGUUCUCAGAUCCACCUGGACCAAAAGUUGGUUCAGGUGGUGCAACCCUUCACAUACUUGAGCAACUUCGUAACAUAUAUGGAGAAGAACAAAGACGUAUGAGAAUCUUGCUUAUUCAUACUGGUGGUCAAAGCAAGCGCCUCCCAAGCCACAGUGCUCUGGGAAAGCUGUUUGCACUUCUGCCAGUCGUAGCUGCCACCGAGUUACAAAUGUUUGACCUAAAGAUGUCCAUGUACUCUCCAUUCCUGGCCAAGAUGAGGGCUGGCGUGUUUUUGACUUGCUCGGAUGAUAUAGAGACUUACACACUUCCUCCUCUUGAAGAAAUGGCACAGUCAGGCCAGUGGAGCUUUGACAACUCCGGAUUCACCGCACUUGCACAUCCAUCCCCCAUUUCAGUGGGUUUAACACAUGGAGUCUAUGUCCUGCCAGAGGAAGUACAAUGUAGCUCUGUAUGUCUGACAACCAAGUGCCUUGAAGUUCUGCAGAAGCCCACAGAGAAGCUUAUGCAUGACAAGGGAGCAAUUUUCAAAAAAGGAGAAGGAGAUAGUGCCAAAGAGUUUGCGUACACCGACAGCGCAUUCUUCUUUGAUUGCUCUGUGGUGGACAAACUCAUCAAGUUCUACGCCCAGAUCAAGCCAGUGACCCAAGAAAUCGACGCCUACAGAGAUUUUCUGCAGCUUCUUGGUAGUCGUUCAAGGAGAUGCGUUUCAAAGACUCGUGAAGGUGGAGCGGGUGAUCAGCUCAGGGUCCAGCAAAUCCUCCAAGACUGCGAGCUACACGUAGUGGUGCUGCCAUUGUCAAGGUUUUACCACCUUGGAACAAUGCAGGAGUACAUAGACAACUUGUGUUUCAGUGAGACUUUUGCAGAGGAGUUGCAAACCUCUAGGUUUGUGCACAGCAAGCUUAUUCCUUUUGAGGUUUGUGUGCCUAGCAACAUUUCUGGAGUAAUAAUGCACUCCCUAAUUAACCCAAGAUCUACCAUUCCGCAUUCAGCAGUUGUAGAACACUGUAGGUUGGAAGUGCCAAUUAAGAUGGGAGAUAAGUGCAUUCUCAGCAACUGCCGACUGGAAAAACUAGGCAACAAGGUGGUGGAAGUUCCGGGUAAUGCUAUUAUAUUUACCAUCAGUGUAAAAACUGUCACUUGCAAAGGGUAUGCCACGCUCGCUUUUGGAAUUGAUGAUGACUUGAAGUUAGUGGCAAGUGAUGUAAAGGAACUGUCCUACUUUGGAAAGAAGCUGGGUCUGUUGGAAAAUUCCAAGCUCGUUAUGUGCAACUCAUUAUUUACCACCUAUCGUGCUGCAUCAACUCUCUGGGAAGCAAAACUUUUUUCAGUGAAGCCCACAAUGACGGAAGCAUUUCUGUCUACGUUGGAAUUGGUGCAAGCAGUAGUACAAAAUGUCCCUCAAGUGCCAAAACAAAAGAACAGUGCGGAGGUGAGCAUGGAAGAUGUAUUAAGAUGGAAAGACAUACGAGCACUUCUUAGGCACCAAAGUACAAUAUUUAGUUAAUAAAGUGACUAAGUUAUUGCAUGGCA
Molecule: messenger RNA, 1977 nt
Organism: Dermacentor albipictus
Lineage: Eukaryota; Metazoa; Arthropoda; Arachnida; Ixodida; Ixodidae
Product: fucose-1-phosphate guanylyltransferase-like
Molecular function (GO): transferase activity, transferring phosphorus-containing groups
Source: RefSeq, a predicted model, not a curated record